Messenger RNA from Hippoglossus stenolepis (Pacific halibut), 3551 nucleotides. RefSeq names its product MICAL-like protein 1. Gene Ontology annotation, molecular function: protein binding. The transcript is spliced from 15 exons. The record is from RefSeq and is a predicted model, not a curated record. Bases 424 to 2973 code for a protein of 849 amino acids. Lineage: Eukaryota; Metazoa; Chordata; Actinopteri; Pleuronectiformes; Pleuronectidae.
UAUGGUGCAUCCCACCCACAGAGUGCAGCACAACAAGGAGCCACCGGGCUGCAAAGUAACGGGAUUUUAAAACUUCAAACUUCUAUUUCUAACAAAUCAACUCCAGGAGCCUCGCGACGCGGAUGAUCGACGGCUCCUCCGGAAGCGCGUGGCUGGUUCGUGCUGUUUUGUGUUGAGGAGCCGUGCGACACUUUGUGGAUGGAAACAAUGAGGCGAUGUAAAAACCCUCGUGUUUUUUUUAUUCUAACAGUCAAGUCCUUCCUGCUGUGAAACACACGUUUGGCAGAUUUUUGUAUUUUUGUAUUUUUUUUGCACAGGAAAAGUAUUUGCAUGUGUGGUAGAUGCUCGUUUCCUGUUUCCUCCUCAGAGUCAGAGCUGCACAGAUCCGAGUAAAGCAUCAAGUGCCAUGUUCGUGCAGACAUCAUGUCCGAGCUCAUCCCAUCACCGAGGACUUUGCUGGACUGGUGCAGAGUCACGUGCACCAGUUACCCCUCCGUGGACAUAAGCAACAUGUCCACCUCGUUCAGAGACGGACUCGCAUUCUGUGCCAUCAUCCACAGACACAGACCGGACCUGAUAGAUUUCAGCUCCCUCUCCAAAGAGGAUGUUUACCUCAAUCACAAACUGGCGUUUCAAGUUGCAGAAACAAAGCUGGGCAUCCCUGCGCUGCUGGAUCCAAAAGAACUGGUCUCCACCCGGGUCCCCGAUUGUCUGAGCGUCAUCUCGUACCUUUCAUACUUCUACUGCGUCUUCAACAGGACGUCUCAGGCAGGUUCCUCUGGUUUGAGAUCAUCGCACGGCUUCAAGAGUAAAACUCCUGAUGGUCUUAAACCCCUGAAGAGCUCGAGUCAUCUGGAAACCGAUCGUUCAUCCAGCACGAGGCCGCGGACGGUGUGUAGUCUGUGUUUCAAGCCCGUCCACCUCAUCCAGAGACAUCUGAUCGACGGGAAGGUCUUUCAUCGCAGCUGCUUCAGGUGCAAACUGUGCCACAGCACUCUCUUACCAGAGUCUUACACACAGGGCAGUGAUGCUGCCUCCUUCAUCUGCAGCGACCAUUUCACAGACAGUAAAAACACUCAUGUUGACCUCAAACAGAAAACUGAGUAUCGUCCCAGACGUGCUCUUCAGUCAGGUUAUGUGUCUCUGUGUGGAUUGGCUGUCUCCAGCGUCCCUCAUUACACUGAGACAACAGAGUCACGGGACAGACCGGUUUGUGAAGCGGCAGAGGCGCCUGGGAGCGAGAGGCAGGAGAGGAGCAGCGAGGUGGAAUGCAGAGAUAACAGAGACUCAGCUGCUGGACUGAAGAACAUGUUGAAGACGCCAGCACCACCUCAUCUUCCUCCACCUCCUUCUCCUCCUCCACCCAGUGAGGGGUCGGUCGCAGGGGCUGGAAAAGAUGAAGCUGCACCUAUUCAGACAGAUGGCGAGACACAACAAGAAGCCACAGUGACUCACCAGCCGUCUGAGCGAGUGACGGAAGGAAGCGGUCGGCAGGUUCCAGCACCAGGACAAAUGUCCGACUCCUCUGUGGCCCCUGUUCCUGCACCGAGGACCAAAACCUCCCAGACAACAACCAGCUCCCCCGCUGCUGGUAAAUCUCCACUCAGAUCGUCUCACGUCCCAACCUGCAGCAGCUCUACCGUGAAAACCAACCAUCCGUGGAUGACCAUCAUUCAUUCGGGACCCUGGACCCAGCUGCCUCCCGCUCCCCCCCCGGUGCCCACUCCUCGAACCAAAUCUGUGUUUAAACGGCAGGGCCCCUGGUACAGAUCCAAAGUGACAGGCCCCAAUCCAUUUGAAGAGUACAUGCAUGAGGAGGAGGAGGAGGCUCCGAAACCUGAGUCCUCAGUGGAGGCGAGUCUUUCAGAGAGUGAGGGCAGUUUGGUAAAUAUCAUCGGAGACACAGAGGUGAUUGUUGGAUCAGGUGAAAAUACUAAAUCGGAUGUAAACCCGCUGGAUGAACACAUUCCAGCUGAGACACCAGAUUACAAAGAGGCUCCAGCAGGGGGAGCGAGUGAGGAGACGUCCAGUGAACCGGCUGCAAACUCGGGUCAAAUCACUUCACCACAUGUGGGUGAAAACGGAGGGACGGGUGGUUCGCUCCCAGAUGUGACCGAAGCAGCUGCAUGGCCACAUGUUGCACCAGAUGAGGGCCAGAGUCUCCUUUUACCCAGAAGUCUCUCUGUGCCGGUCAUCACGUCUGUCUACUCUCAAGGUUCCUCGCUGCCGGGCGGUGUAGGGAGUGAAUCUGUCUCGGCGUGGCAAAGUAAGCCGGCCUGCCGUGAGAAUCCUUUUGAUCGAAAUCCCACGAUGAUCAAAUCCAAGACUUUCCAGGCGCUGCCGUCUCAACGGGCGCCGGCCCCUGGACACGGCUUCCCUCUCAUCAAGAGGAAGGUACAGUCGGACCAACAUGUCUCUACAGAAGCGCUGCAGACUGAGAUGAGAGAGGUGGAGAAACGUCUGGAGGCUCUGCAGCACAGAGGAGUGGAGCUGGAGAAGAAUCUGAGAGACUGCAGGAACGAUAAAGAGGAGGAACGCAUGCUGAUGGAGUGGUUCUCUCUGCUCCAUGAGAAACAAGCUCUGGUGCGCAGAGAUACCGAGCUGCUUUAUCUGACAAAGCAGCAGAAGUUGGAGGAGAGACAGGCGGAUGUGGAGUAUGAGCUCAGAUGCAUCCUGAAUAAACCUGAGACGGACUGGAGUCAGGAGGACCGGGGGCGAGAGCAGCGGCUCAUGGACGAGCUGGUGGCCAUCAUCGAGCAGAGGAACCAGAUCAUCAGCAGCUUGGAUGUGGACAGGCAGAGGGAAAGAGAAGAAGAUGAACUUUCAGAGGCCACGAAGAAGAACAAAGCGCUCCAGAAGGAGGAGCUGAAGGAGCUGAAGAAGUCCAAAGGAAAGUUCAAGCCCACAAAUGUUUUUAAGAUGCUCAACCAUAAAGCAGAAAGCAUCAAGGUCUCCACGGACAAAAAGAGCUGAUGUACGAAUAUGAAAUGUUUUACAGGUGCAAAGUUCUCAUAGAUAACAGAUUUGUUUUAUGGUUUUAGAUUAUGAAGGUGUUAAUAUUUAUUUUGACCACAGAUGAUGAUUAUCAUAUGAAAUAUGAUAAUAAUAAUAAUAAUAAUAUAGUAAUGUCAAGAAGAGCAGCUCUGUAGUGUAGACAAGAUGAAAUCUAAUUUUCUAUCUCUGCUAAUUUUUUAACUGGUAUCAGUGUACAUUUUCUAUGUUGCUGUAUGCAGCCAAUAUUAAUGUUUCUUUAUUUUGUAACAUACUUGUAUUUGUAGAAGUAAGCAAUAAAUAUUUAUUUGAGAAAGUUCUAUGUGUUGUUUAUGGAAAAUAACUUUAUUUUUACUUUUAUUUCAAACUGUUCUUUCUUUUGAGAAGCGAGAGAUCAACUAUGUUAAAGAAGGUGAAUUUGAAUUCACUCAGAACAGGAAAAACCAACUUGUGUUGAGUUGUAUGAUUAAAAAUAUUUAUCAGAACAGAUCAUAUUUUAAUUUGCUCUGAGAUGGUUUUGGUUCUGAUAUAAUGGUUUGAAAUAAAGACGGGUAAUUGUU